Molecule: messenger RNA, 1530 nt
Organism: Uloborus diversus
Lineage: Eukaryota; Metazoa; Arthropoda; Arachnida; Araneae; Uloboridae
Product: ecdysone 20-monooxygenase-like
Exons: 9
Coding region: 1-1530 (509 amino acids)
Molecular function (GO): monooxygenase activity; iron ion binding; oxidoreductase activity, acting on paired donors, with incorporation or reduction of molecular oxygen
Source: RefSeq, a predicted model, not a curated record
AUGGCGGCCCGAAAGGUUUGUUCGGGCGUCGCCACUUCCUUGGGAGGCGGAGCCUUGUCUCUGGCCCGCCCCUCCACCCAAAAGACAACCACGCCCACUCAAGGAAUAAACGACAUUCCUGGGCCCUGGCCCUCUCUGCCGCUCGUAGGAACGGGGUGGCAGUAUUUCCCCGGUGGUCGCUACAACCUGUCGAACCUGCACGAGUCGUCGUUCGACAAGUUCCGGCGCUACGGCCCAGUGGUGCGCGAGGAAUUCCAGUGGCGCCGGCCCGUGGUACACCUCUUCCGGCCCGAGGACUUCCAGACGGUGUUCCAGCACCAGGGCCGGUACCCCGUCCGGCCCGUCAGCGAGUUCGUCCAGCACUACCGACUCAGCAACCCGGACAAGUACGACACGCCCGGACUCGCCAACAGCGUGGGGGAGGAGUGGCGCAGGCUGCGGAAGAUGCUGACCCCCGUCCUGAAGCGGAUGAGCGCCCUGGACGACAUGGUUUGCGACAUGGACGCCCUCUGCGAGGACUUCGCCGAAGUGAUCCGGGCGGGGAGGGAGGAGGGGUCCUGCGUCGUCGACAACCUGCAGGAGUACGUGUACAGGCUGGCCCUGGAAGCCGUGUACCUGCUGAGCCUGGAGGUCCGCCUGGGCUGCCUGGAGCCUCGGCUGAGCCCCAGCGGCGACGCCUCGGCCAUGAUCUCCUCCGUGAAGCUGCUCUUCGAGGCCUUCCAGGAGCUAUACUACGGCCUGCCCCUCUGGAAGUUCGUGCAGACCGAGUCCUACCGCAAGCUGGACCGCGCAGAGAGCACCAUGUACGACGUGGUUAGCCGCCGGAUCCGGGAGAUGAUCGAGGAGCAACCCCGGACCGUCCAGGAACCGUCGCCCGGACAGCGCCCCAACGUCCUGCAGAGUCUCCUGGCCAACAAGAACCUCACGGAAAAGGAAAUCCGGGUCACAGUCAUCGACUUCAUCUCCGGCGGAAUCUUCACGGUGACCAACACCUUCAGCUUCCUGCUGUACCACCUGUCCCGGAACCCGGAUGUCCAGGAGAAACUGUACCGGGAAGUGAGUGACGUCAUGCCCGACGGGGUGGUCACCAAAGACGCCCUCAAGCAGAUGCACUACCUCAAGGCCUGCGUCACAGAAUCCUACAGGUUGACGCCGACCAUCCCCACCAUAACUAGGAUCCUUCCAGAGGACAUCGAGGUGUCGGGGUAUAACAUACCGGCCGGGGUCCCCCUGUUCUGCAACUUCAUGGUGCCGUGCAUGCAGCCGGACCGGUUCCGGGAGCCGCACCGCUUCGAGCCGGACCGCUGGACGGACCCGGACCGGAAGCACAACCCCUGGAGCAUCCUGCCCUUCGGAUACGGGAACCGGAUGUGCGUGGGGAAGCGGUUCGCGGAGCUGGAGAUGCACAGCGCACUCGCCAAGUUGGUGUACAGAUUCAAGCUGGAGAGCACGGGUCAGGAGGUCAAGUGCAAGCAGGCGUUCAUAGUGGUGCCCUCCCACCCCAUAUCCAUCAUCUUCAAGGACCGGUGA